Molecule: messenger RNA, 5208 nt
Organism: Equus quagga
Lineage: Eukaryota; Metazoa; Chordata; Mammalia; Perissodactyla; Equidae
Product: F-box-like/WD repeat-containing protein TBL1X
Exons: 14
Coding region: 259-1881 (540 amino acids)
Biological process (GO): regulation of transcription by RNA polymerase II
Cellular component (GO): histone deacetylase complex
Molecular function (GO): transcription corepressor activity; protein binding
Source: RefSeq, a predicted model, not a curated record
UGUGUUGCUUGAGGGACUGAAUGAAUGAAUGAGUGAGUGAGUGAGUGAGUGAAAUAUACUGCUGUAGACUAAAUGUUUGUGUCCCCCGAAAAUUCAUAUAUCAAAACCUAAUCUGCAAUGUGAGGGAAUUUGGAGGUGGGGCCUUUGUGAGGUGAUUAGGCAGAGGGCAAAGUCUUCAUGAAUGGGAUUAGGGCCCUGAUGAAAGAGACCCCAGAGAGCUCCCUCACCCCUUCCGCCAUGUGAAGACCCAAGAAAAAGAUGGCCAUCUGUGGACCAGGCAGUGGGCCCUCAGCAGACAUCAAUUCAGCCGGCACCUUGAUGGUGGACUUCCCAGCCUCCAGAGCUGUGAGAAAGAAAUGUUUUUCCCACUCAGCAUUCACAUUCGGUAUCGAGAGCCACAUCAGCCAGUCCAACAUCAAUGGGACGCUAGUGCCACCAGCUGCCCUCAUCUCCAUCCUGCAGAAGGGCCUGCAGUAUGUGGAGGCCGAGAUCAGCAUCAAUGAGGAUGGCACGGUCUUCGAUGGCCGCCCCAUAGAGUCCCUGUCUCUGACUGACGCUGUGAUGCCUGACGUGGUGCAGACACGGCAGCAGGCCUUCCGAGAGAAGCUCGCUCAGCAGCAGGCCAGUUCAGUGGCUGUGACAGCCUCAGCAGCCACAACGGUGCCAGCAGCCACUGCGACCCCAGCAGCUGUUUCCCAGCAAAAUCCACCAAAGAAUGGAGAGGCCACAGUGAAUGGGGAAGAGAACGGAGCCCAUGUAAUAAAUAAUCACUCAAAACCAAUGGAAAUAGAUGGGGACGUUGAGAUUCCACCCAACAAAGCCACAGUCCUCCGGGGCCAUGAGUCCGAGGUGUUCAUUUGUGCCUGGAACCCUGUCAGUGAUCUCCUAGCCUCUGGAUCCGGAGAUUCAACUGCAAGGAUAUGGAACCUUAAUGAAAACAGCAAUGGGGGCUCCACCCAGCUCGUGUUGAGGCACUGUAUACGAGAAGGGGGACACGAUGUCCCAAGUAAUAAAGAUGUGACCUCGCUGGACUGGAACAGUGAUGGCACACUGCUGGCCACAGGUUCAUAUGAUGGUUUUGCAAGAAUAUGGACAGAAGAUGGUAACCUGGCCAGCACCUUAGGCCAACAUAAAGGCCCCAUCUUUGCCUUGAAAUGGAACAAAAAGGGGAAUUACAUCUUGAGUGCUGGUGUAGACAAAACAACAAUAAUUUGGGAUGCCCACACAGGAGAAGCCAAACAACAGUUUCCAUUUCAUUCUGCCCCUGCUCUCGAUGUAGACUGGCAGAACAACACUACCUUUGCCUCCUGUAGCACAGACAUGUGUAUUCACGUCUGCAGGCUCGGCUGUGACCGCCCCGUCAAAACCUUCCAAGGACACACAAAUGAAGUCAAUGCCAUCAAAUGGGAUCCUUCUGGAAUGUUGCUAGCAUCCUGCUCUGAUGACAUGACAUUAAAGAUCUGGAGUAUGAAGCAGGAUCUGUGUGUCCAUGACCUUCAGGCUCACAGCAAAGAGAUAUACACCAUAAAAUGGAGUCCCACUGGGCCAGCCACCAGCAACCCAAACUCCAGCAUCAUGCUAGCAAGUGCUUCGUUUGAUUCCACAGUUCGACUGUGGGAUGUCGAGCGAGGUGUUUGCAUCCACACACUAACCAAGCAUCAGGAACCUGUCUACAGUGUAGCUUUCAGCCCUGACGGGAAAUAUUUGGCCAGCGGCUCCUUUGACAAGUGUGUGCAUAUCUGGAAUACUCAGGGUGGAAGUCUUGUCCACAGCUACCGUGGCACUGGCGGCAUCUUUGAGGUGUGCUGGAACGCCCGAGGGAACAAAGUGGGUGCCAGUGCAUCUGAUGGCUCUGUGUGUGUUUUAGAUCUGCGAAAGUAAACACAAAAUAUGAUAGAAAAAAGAAAAGAGUUCUAACAGACCAGCAGUGAAUGUGUGGACUUCAGCACCCUCAGACACAGUCCUGUCAGCUCCCAAACUGUAUGAACUCGAUGUGUAUUACAGUGGACUUUGAAAUCAACUCAUACCUGGCCACAGGAGUCCAUGUUUUUUGUAAUCUUCAUCAAGAAGUUUGAAACAGAAACAUACACACAGUCCUAUUGAAAGGGGAAAGAAUGGUUUCCACCUGGAACAUUCAGCCUAGGAAGCAUGAAGCCACCAGCCAGACAGUGCACGGUCUGGGUUCCAUCCAGAUCAGUCUCUGAUGGCUAAAAGGGAAAAAAAAAAAACUGUGCCAAAUAAAGAAAAAUGCUGCAAUAAACCAAAAGGAGGGGGAGAAAAAUCCCUGCACAUGGUAGGGUUUUUUUUCCCUAACAAUUUGGACACUACGGUUGCUCUCACAAAGGAUGUUCAAUGACCAGUUUGUACUGAUGAAAUGUGCAACUUUGUAUUUUCUAGAAUCUUCUUUGUCCAGUGGUUUUUCUGUCAGCUGGAAUCCUGUUGUCCGGGGCCCUUCCAUCUGAGAUGGAACCUGUGUUUGGCUUGUUGCUUCUUUCCUCUUGUUUUCUGCCCCCUCCUCCUCUUUCCUUUGUUCUGUGUGGUCUUGAUUUGCAGUCCAUGCUCCAUAGAUGUAGCCUUGUGGGCACGAUGACAAAAUCUUUGACCGACGGCUACUUUGACCCCCUAUUUUGGUCCCCCUCAUCCCCGCUCUCUCUGUCCCCCACUCAUAGUUGCUUCAGAUCUUGGGUCUCAAGGACACAUUUGGCACAUAAGUGCUUUACGUAAGAAGGCAGGGCAAGGGAAACUUUUUACAGAAGAAAAAAAAUGACUUAUAAGAGAAAGAGCCUGGAGUAUUUUUGAAAAAUAUAUAUAUUUUUUUAUGUUAAAACAAUUUUAAAACCUGAAAAGGGCCAUCAGUCACAGAGAGCUUUGUGUGAUUCAUAUUUUAAAUAAGUUUUAGAAAGCCACAGGCAGAGUCUGAGGCAGCUUUUCCCUCUUCCUUCAGCUUCUUGGGAGGCACCUGUAACUCUCGGCGGAAGAGAGUCAGUCCGCCGGGUUGUCUGUAACCAGAUAAGAGGCCCCGAUCUGUGGUUCCAGGAGAGCUGGUGUCCAUCGGGGCGUGGUCACCUUCGUAGCCAGCUGGAGAGAAGUGAAGAACAGGGCCCGUUGCCCAAAGAAGCAUUCCCCAAACCUGAUGGUAUUGAAGAAGCCAUCAGAACCAACAGCUGGGCUCUGUCACCGUUAGCAACAUCUUUUUCACAGCAGUGUAACUACCGAUGUCACCAAGAGCAGUUUGGCAGGUCCUUCCAAGGCCGAUAGUGAGGGCUCCAGCAUCUCUCCUGGUCUAUUAAUGACAAAAAUGAACAGGGAAGAUUUUUCAGUCUUGAAAGUGAAUUCUAUAGGUAGAAUGUCACUAAUAAUUUCUGCCAUCAUCAUUUCCUUCCCUCACAAGGGACUAGGAGAAACAUUUUCCUUUGUUAAACAAUGAAUCUUUUUACUGUUUUUAAAAAAUUAAACACAGCUUUGUGUUCCUAGAGGAGUUUCCCUUCCUUGGUUCUGAUGACCUUUAUACUCUUGUUGUCAUACCCUUAUGCUGACCCAUCAUUUAAAGUAGACCUGGGAAAAAGGACUGAAGGCUACCCUUCAUCCGUCUUCCUGCAGGUGGAGGAAAGGAUGGGGAGGUUGGCCAGACCUGGGGGCACUGGCAAUGGGCAGGUUUCAGCAGGGGGUGUGUUCCAGCAACAAGAUAGGAUGUUAUUCAGAGGUGGCAUCCAUCCGUGGAACCAAAAGUGACUCAUCAUGGCAGAGUGAGGGCCUCCUCCAGACAACUUGGAGGGUGCCAGGACCAGCUAUGGAAGCCAGAUGCGUUCGUCCUUCUCAGAUGACAAGUGGGCCUUCACGUGGAUAUGUGAAUUACUCCAGCCCCAGCUAUGCAAGACCAAAGCACGCUCUGUUGACUUGCUGGGUAGCUGAUUCAGACUCUGUUACCUGAACGCUUAUCAAAGGUCUGAGUUCUGUGGAGUCACUCACCUUUGAAGCUAGCAGGCGUCCCCAGGUACAUUGAUAAUUUCCUGCCCCAAGAAAUCAUUAGGCUUGGGAUGUGGUUUGUGGGUCCAGAAGAACACCAUCUUGACCCCUCCCCAAAUAAAAGUGUAUUCAUCUCUGCAGAGCCUCAGCUGUCGAGGGUCGGCCCAUGGGCAGGACACGGCUUGUGUAUGACAGGCCACACACUGCUGUGGGGUGGCGACGGUAGGACGUAUUGUAAGGGGCUCACUAGACAAUCCUCACAUGAAGGUUUUAGCCAGGGUCUCACUGAUGUGUUGGCUUUAGACAUUUGACAGAUUUGAAUCACUUGGGAAUGGUUAGGUGGGAGCCGAGGGCUGCGAGGCAUGGACGACUUUGGCUCAGUCGUUUGCAAAGAAGUGAACCUGACAAUGAUGGAGGCUGACUGUCCACAUCCCUGGCUUUCUGACCAGCCAUCAGAGGGGAGCUCACCGUGGGCCACAAGGGGGACCAAGCCUGAGAAGGCAGUCAGGGACCCUCACAUGCAUCCCCGUUCUCAGCAAACAGAAGGCUGUUGAUCCAGCCUCCAAUAUUUGCAUGCCAGCAUCUACCCUGCUGGAAACUCAGGAGACUGAGCUUUGUUCUCAAGGGGAGGCCUAUGGGGAGUGGUAGUGUUCAACAUUGUUUACUGCUCUUAAACAUUGUUUGUAACAUUCAAGUCACAGAUGUAUCUAGAAUCUUCUGUUGGGUUUGAAGUGACCAAGAGCACAUCCUGCACACACCUGGGACAGGGAUGCUGCCCACUCUGGGAUGUUACAGGGUUUCAACCCUCUGACCCCGCAUGACACCUAGGACUUGACUUUUAUCUUUCUAAAGAUAGAUCAUGGAGCCAAGGGAAGUUCACUUCAUCAAACUUAAGGGUCGGCUUUGUUUCUAGUUAUUUUUCUGUUUUAUAACCUUUAGUUCCACCUUUUUUUUUUUUUUUGAAUCGUGUUUCUUAUUAAAUGCAGACAUAUUCCUCUGCCACUCUGAAGUUUCAGAUUCUGGCUUCUGUGGUUUUUAUUGUCUGUGUCAGACUCGCAGCCAGAUGUAGUUCUCUGUCAGCAUUUCCCAGAUUUCUGUUCCAGCCACACUGACCCCUGUUCUGUUCUCACCCUCACGUUUUCUGAGAAAGAGAAUCACUUGUGUGUCGUAGUUCAUUUGUUUCAAGAGAGAAUCAAUAGAUCAUAUUCAGUGUCUUGAAUAAAUUGCUCUAUUUUGAUAUUA